ACUUUGAAAGUAUCUCUCUUUCUGAGUUCUAGAGAAAGCAAAGGAUCCAGCCGUAAGUAGACAGGGAAAAAAAUCACAUUUAUGAAGCAGAUGUAAAUUGCAUCGUACUUGUAUGGUGGUUAAAACCUGAACUUUUAAGCAGAUACCAUUUAACAUAUAUUUUAAAAUAUCCAUUGUGUUUUGUUUUUUCCAGUCAGGAACUUGGUAAAUUGUCUUCCUUCUAUCCAUAGUCUCUGAUUUGUGAACUUUCUGAUGAACAAUGCUAUAGCCACCCUACAUUUUUCUUUCCCCAUUUGAUAAAAUGUGACAUUUUUAUUGCAUGUGCAGUGCUCUGUGCAUUUGUUGCUUGUUUUUAAAAAUUGUUGUUGUCCUUAUUUUAGUUAUCUAUUGGAUUCAUUUAAUUUGAUCCAAGAGAACCAUCUAGUAAAUGGAGAUUCAGAGCUAUAACUCUAGUUUGAUAGCAGUCCCUUCCAAACAUUGUGUGUGAAGUAGCAAUCACUUGUAAUAUGUUUACAGCCCUUGUCUCCUGCAAAAUAAGUACCGUAAGUAAAAACAAGAAACGACAAACAAGUUUUAAGUGUGUAUGUGCUCUUUAAUUAGAAAUGCAGUAUCUUUUAGUAUAUCCCAUGUAUAUUAAUUUUGUAUUGGGCACACAAAAUUAUAUCUUGAAACUGGUUUGAUUGAGGUAUCUGAGGAAAAUAUAAAUCUAAUCUGAUAACUCAGGGUAAGCAAUUGACCUUAUUUUCUUGCAACACAAGAUGUGUAUUUGUUUGCACUGUAAAAUCUUUUGUGCUCUUCACUUUGUUUUGGGAACAAUAUUAGUCAUGGUGAAGGAUUGGGACUGUGGUGUUUUUGAGGUUUACUUUUUGAAAAUGAGCAGUGUCAUUCUGGGGGGGCAUAUUUCAUUUAAAUGGAGGGCUUAAACUGUAUCUCUUUCCGAAGGCACCAUAUGCCAAUCUACAUCCUUGUUGCAGUAUUUCUGGCCUCUGAAGUAGCUCUAGCAAUUACCGCUUUAAAUGCCAGACUGCAUUGGCAGCACCAAAAGUGCUCACUUUGGUUACCAGGAGACUCAGAAACUCUGGGAUGAUGUGGCAACUGAAGAUGCCAGAAGAAAGCAGAAGCAGGUAUGGAUUUGUGGUCAUUCGUAUGUUUUCUGGGCAGAAAAACGGGCACUCGUAAGAAGCUUUGGCCCACAACUGGGCAUUCGAGUGGAGGAUGCCAAAUUGCACUGGAUAGGAAAGAGCGGCAUGAUGUGGGAUCAGUUAAUACCCACUCUGUUUCAUGCACGAAGGCGUCUGCCAGAUCCUGAUGUGCUGGUGAUACACCUGGGAGGAAAUGAUCUGGGGACAACAAAAUUUGUGGAUCUUAUCAUCCGAAUUAAGAAGGAUUUAGGAUUUAUCAAGCACACAUUCAAGAAUGUCAUUCUGGUCUGGUCAAACAUUGUGCCCCGAAAGGCAUGGAACCAAGAAGAGACGUAUAGAUUCAUGGAUAAGAGCAGAAAAAAUGUCAACAGGGAAAUUGGCAACUUUAUGAAGUUUAUCGGAGGGUGUGUGAUCAGACACGAUUCCCUUGUACCAGAGUCUCCGGGUUUAUUCCAUCUAGAUGGUGUCCUCUUAUCUCAAAGUGGUACUGAUGUCUUCAACCUGGAUUUACUGAGUGUUUUGGAGACUUUGAUAUGACUUUGGAGGAAGUUUGACAUUAUUGGCCAUGUUUUUGACAAGUAGGAACCUCACCAGGGGUAGGGAAUACACCAUAGGAGGAUUCCCAAUGAUAUGGGGAUACUUUGGUAGUGUUUGGAGUUGCCAUCUCUCAUGUGGGGGAAGCAGUACUGGUUGCUGAAUACAUUUCAGAGGUUGAUAAGUGUUUCUGGCACAUAAUAUUUGUUACCCCACUAUUAAAAUGAAAUGUUAUUCCCAGAUACUAAGCUUUGUUGUUCUGCAAGGUCUAUUUAACAUUUUAUUUUGAGCUUAAUUUGAUUAAUUUAUGUAACUUGUUUAAAGGGACACUGCCAAAUAGUUUUUACCCCCUUUUUAAAUACACUAUCUUCUCUAUGUAAAAUCAUUCAGUAGUAGGUAGCUUUGUGAUAGGACCUAACGUAUAAUUGAACUUUUUGAAGCAUUUCAUUAUUAGAGAUACAGUAAUACGAACUAUAUGGACAUAUUCACGAUGACAUUUUCUGACACAGUAUGCAACUUUAAAGGUAUGUAAAAUCGGAAGGUAGGUUGUCUGGCAGAGCAGGAUGUUGUGAUUUGAGACUUCGGGGUUCUAUUCCCAGCUCUGUCACUGAUUUAUUAUGGAAAUAAGUCAGUUAACUUCUCCAUACCUCUGUUUACCUGUCUGUAAAAUACAUAAUAAUUACCUCAGAGGGGUAUUUGACAGUUCUGAUGACAGUUACUAUAGAAGUUCAGUCUUGUUACUGUGAAGGUAUAGACUCUUGACAUAAUGUCCUUUUUAAAUAACAAACUAUUUUUAAAGACUUGAAUUUGUUAUAGUAUUUUUGUUUUUUUAAAGAUGUUUGAAAACAGAUUCUUUCCUUACCAGUUUUCUCCUUUUCCAUCUUUCCAACAGUUUUCCUCUUUCUAACAAAGCAUAAAAUUAACAAUUGUUAAUUUUGCCCCAAUAUCUUUGAUGUUUUCAGCGUAGCCCUGGCAAAAGUGUCUGAUGCUCCAGAACCAGUAAGAGGCAUUCUUGCUUUUAUUUUGCUCCUUCAGAAUUGAGGCCUUUUAAAACUUUCUCAUUGUGGAUUUUCUUCUUCUUUGAAACUGCUUUGAUUCACUUGAAACUCAGGUUUUUUCUAAUGUUAAAUUGCUAUAAACUGCUUGACAGUGUCUCUUUAACUUAGUGAUCAUGUAGAAAACUGCAGCAUUUUCCUUCCAGUAAUUGUUGCGGUAUAUUUAUAUUUAUUUUUGUUGUAGGGAAAAAGCUUUGGGCCUGGUUUACAGUUUACUUUUUGCAUAUAGCCAACCAGCACUAUAACUUAAUUUUGUUAGUUGGGAGUGCUGAGCUACAAAAAAAUCAAAAUAUUGUGAAAUGUGUUAGCAAAUAUAUUAUUCCAGGUAGUUAAGAUUUAAAAAAUUAAAUUUUGUAGAAAAGAAUUUUAAUAUUUCAAAAAUCUCCAUCUUCUCUCCUGUCUCAGUUCCCAUUGUCAAGAUAUGUAUUACAUAACGUUCAUUAAUUUGUAUUUAAAGUAGUUUUGGUCAAUGGACUCAAGGAACCUGUUUUAUUUUCUUAAAUGAAGACUCCUGUCAGUAUUUUGAUAGCUCCUUGAUGCAGCAAUUUGCAUUUGGAAAUCUCUUUUUGACAGGACUUGAGAAAGGAACUGCUUUAACCUUACCCAGGUGCCCCUUCUCCCCAUUUUCUCUUUAAUCAAGUCUUCUUCCAGAAAGAUAUUGGUUAUGCAGGGAAUUGCCUGCAAAAGGACACUUGUCAGAGACAGGAUAGAGGUGAGUAUUAGGAGUGGAGGAGUGUUCAUUCUUCACUAUUCUGGCCUUACAUUACUCAAAUUCCCAGCCUCGCCAACUUUUUGGAGGAGGAAUAAGGAAGCUGCAGUUUAAUAGAAAACACCACAGUCUGUAUACAGGACUCUAAGGCAAAAGUAAUAGAAUAUAGGACAGUGUGCAGCCUAAAAGUUAGUUUGGUGAAGCUUGCAGUAGGGACAUUGGAAAAGAUUUAUUUGAGUAUUCAUCUCUGUUCUUGAAUACCUCUGAAGGUUUCCCUCCUGUACAGGGCAAAUCUGUAGCCUUUAGAGGAACUGGGGUUGACUCCCUCACGCACUGGGAAAGGUUCUGCUCAAUACAUACGUAUCAAGGACUUAGAAGCACUUCCAGCACGUAUGACAUGGGUACGUUUUGUACCCUACACUUGGAUUAGAAUGUUCCCCGAUGGAAAUACCUACUCUCUGGCGAGGUCUACGGUCAUAUUUAUACCUUUUUGAUGUUGGACGAUGUUGAUGAUUAAUGCAUUUAAUUUGUAUAACUUGGUGAUUGUGUUUUACAAAUAAAGUUGUA
This is a messenger RNA of Mauremys mutica (yellowpond turtle), 4007 nucleotides long. RefSeq lists its product as uncharacterized. The transcript has 2 exons. Lineage: Eukaryota; Metazoa; Chordata; Testudines; Geoemydidae. The record is from RefSeq and is a predicted model, not a curated record. Bases 1017 to 1679 code for a protein of 220 amino acids.